AGAGAAGAGAGACGAGCAUCACUGCAGGGACGUGACUCUACCUCACCACAGUGUCUUUGACUGGAAACUGCAGCACCAUGACUCUGGCAGCAUACAGAGAGAAGAUGCGAGAGCUCCCCCUGGUGUCUCUCUUCUGCUCCUGCAUCCUUCCUCAGCCCAGAGACACCACAGUCGACAAGAAGGAAGCGGGCGUGGUGGACUUGAACCUGUGCAACAUCCGGGACAUGGAGGUGAUCGAGCUGAGCAAGCGGGCGAGCGGCCAGGCCUUCGAGGUCAUCCUGAAGCCGCCCACCUUCGACGGCGGCCCCGAGCUCAGGGCGACCACGCCUCCUCGCCAGAAACCUUCGCUGGAGGAGAUCCAGAAGAAACUGGACGCCGCUCAGGAGAGAAGGAAGUGUCAGGAGGCGGAGCUGCUAAAACAUCUGGCCGAGAGGCGGGAGCACGAGCGGGAAGUCGCUCAGAAAGCUCUGACCAAAGAGCGGCAGGAGCAUCGCGCCGAAGCCAACAAGCAGCAGCGGCAGAUGCACCUGAGCGCCUCACAGGAGCGGCUGCAGGAGGAGGACAAGCACAGUGUGGAGGUGUCUUGAUGGCCUGAUCACAACACAAGCUGAACUUUCUUUGGAAGCCAUUUUAGGGGGCGGAUGAGCUGAGGAUUGAACCCGGCGCUGCUCCGACUGGGAGGUCAACAGGAAGAGACUCUGGAAACAUGAGAGAAGAAGAAAACACAGAGGAGGACCGAGGGCGGUUCCGAGCGCUCGACCUCCUCUAAACAACCAGGAGAAAAACUUUGAAUGAGAUGAACUUGUGAAACGACAGCUUCAUCAUUCGAUGCUUCGCAGGGGUUUUACUGUGCUUUGUUGCCAUGCCAACAGUGCCAAUGUGUUCAUGUGCGUGUGAUUGUGCAUCGAGGAAUCAAAACUGUCGUCACAACACUGAAAAGUUGUACACGACCAACCAAGCUGACCCGACAUCUCUCCGACAGACGACGGACUCAAACCCAAACAAGCCAAAGGAUCAACUGGACCGUCUGCAUCCGGAAACACAGCUCACCUGAGUGAAACAGCUCCAUCUGCUGGACAGUGUCCUUCAUUACAUCUACUGAUCAGGACAACGUUUUGAAAGGUUAAAUCUCUGCAGUGUGGAUCUUCAUCCAACCGCGGCUGUAGGCCGGUACAGCAAAAUCAGCCUGAGUGAACUCCGACGAGAGAUGAGUCACCAACACUCACCGACAGAGCGAUGAGACCACAGAGACAAGGGAACCCACAAAACCAUAUCUGAUCAAGACGAUCACAAGCUCGAGUCAGAGUGAAAACGCAAACAAUAAAAAGACGAUACGAAGACAAGCUCCGAGAUAAAAUGUUGAUGCACAGAUGAGACUUCUUCUUGAGGUCGAAACUAAUCACAGUCAAAACACCAGAAAACAACUUCAUGAGAUCAGCAGACGUAAAAAAAAACAGACAGUGAAGCCAAUGCAGACGUGUCUGAAACCUGUGUUCUGUGUAGUGACCAGCAGGGGGCGACUCCAGUGGUGGUUUCUAUAGAAGUCUUCAUAAGUCAGUUGGUAACAUCAGUAAACUUUGUCCUCGGUAUUUUAUGUCUCAGUCUCUAGUUUCAAGUGUUCUUCAACACAGCUGAUGUCCAUUUAGUCAAUUAUGAUCAAAAUGCAUGGGGGGGGGGGGUUUGAUUGACUGCUAGUACCGUCCAAUGGGUGCAGGUCUCAGGUGUA
Paralichthys olivaceus (Japanese flounder) is the source of this 1726-nucleotide messenger RNA. It is a transcript of the gene stmn4l, whose product is annotated as stathmin-like 4, like. Gene Ontology annotation, biological process: regulation of microtubule polymerization or depolymerization; microtubule depolymerization; neuron projection development. Gene Ontology annotation, molecular function: tubulin binding. The record is from RefSeq and is a predicted model, not a curated record. NCBI's taxonomy places the organism in Eukaryota, Metazoa, Chordata, Actinopteri, Pleuronectiformes, Paralichthyidae. Gene Ontology annotation, cellular component: neuron projection; cytoplasm.